Stylophora pistillata is the source of this 1083-nucleotide messenger RNA. Its product is annotated as N-acetyltransferase family 8 member 2. Gene Ontology annotation, molecular function: N-acetyltransferase activity. The record is from RefSeq and is a predicted model, not a curated record. NCBI's taxonomy places the organism in Eukaryota, Metazoa, Cnidaria, Anthozoa, Scleractinia, Pocilloporidae.
UGACUGCAACUAGCCAUGAAUUUUAAAAAUGGUCGCUGUCCAUCGCUGUUUGGUUGCUUUACACGGUACACUGCAGAACAAACCAUAACAGACCUUCAGACCGAUCUUCAAGCUUAGAUGAGUAUGAGGUAACCAUGAUGAAGUACUACGCGAUGCGUUUCUACAUCCAACCCGCCGCAGCUCUGUGAAAUGACCUCCAAUCCGUAACAUGCACAGUUUCAAAAUUCUAGAAAUGAAACCAUCGAAGGAGCAAUUCUCGAAGAGUGGAAGGGAAACCGAGCAUGACAGAAACACUGACGUCAUCAUUAGAUCAUUUCAAUCACGUGACAGUGCUAUGGUUCGCAAGAUCUUUACACAAAGCAUGGGGGAAAUGCGAGGACCCUUUGUUCGUGACGUCAUGUACCAAGCUCUGCUUUAUGGAUUAUGUUUGUUGUUUCCCGCAGUCCUUUUAAAUUUCAUAUGGUCCGCUUGGUCUUUACCAAUUUAUCUCUUAGUUUUAUUCGUUUUAUUGGUUGCCUUGUUCGCAGGACUGCAUAUUGGGUUCUCAAGGUACAUUCGAAGCUGCUUACAAAACGAUCUAGACAAUGUAAAUAGUGUUUAUUUAGGCCAGAAAGGGUCCCAUAUGUGGGUGGCUGAACUCAACGGUAAAAUUAUUGGCAUGGUUGCUCUUGUUCCUGGAAGAGACCACGAAGAUAGUUUCGGGAAGCAUCGGGACGCCGUCGGUAGACUUCGGAGAAUGGCUGUUUUGCCCGAGUUUCGUCGACUUGGUGUGGCUAAGAAAUUAUUGAAAGUACUUUUGAGUCACGCAAAGGAGAUAGGAUAUAAACAAAUUGUUCUUUUGACAACUAGCGCUCAGGAGGCGGCACUUAAAUUUUACCCAAAGAAUGGAUUUUACUUGGUGUCAAAAAGGCUAGCUAACGUAGCCCUUAGAGGAUUUUAUCACUAUGAUUACUGUUACGAUCUUGAAAGUCGAAGUAAAAUCCAUGCGAAGGUGCAGUAACUCCUUUGACUCUCAUUUUUAAACUUUGUUGAACGAAGAAGAGGCAUGGCUACCUUCCCAUCUGUUUCCCGUGAAAUUUUUAG